This is a messenger RNA of Planococcus citri (citrus mealybug), 1096 nucleotides long. It is a transcript of the gene Ski6, whose product is annotated as exosome complex component Ski6. The record is from RefSeq and is a predicted model, not a curated record. Bases 190 to 936 code for a protein of 248 amino acids. The transcript is spliced from 4 exons. Gene Ontology annotation, biological process: poly(A)-dependent snoRNA 3'-end processing; rRNA catabolic process; nuclear mRNA surveillance. Gene Ontology annotation, cellular component: nuclear exosome (RNase complex); cytoplasmic exosome (RNase complex); nucleolus. NCBI's taxonomy places the organism in Eukaryota, Metazoa, Arthropoda, Insecta, Hemiptera, Pseudococcidae.
UUUAAAUUUCCUCAACAUCAACAAUGCGGCGUGAUAAAAUAUUCCUUAUUUCGAUUUCGUUCAACUGAUUUUUUCAAUAUUAUGAGUGAAAUCUGAAAUGAUUUUGAUGAUUUUGAAAUGUGCGGUUGUAACGAUUUAAUCCAGCUCAUAAUAAUUUCAUAACAUUUAAUAAUUUUCAAUUUUAUCGAAAUGGAUUUGAUAUCGGAUCAAGGUCUCAGAGCUGACGGUAGGAAACCUCACGAAUUGAGAAAAAUUCGAUGUAAAUUGGGUGUUUUCAGUCAACCAGAAGGUAGCGCGUAUUUAGAACAAGGGAAUACGAAAGUGCUCGCAGCAGUCUACGGUCCUCACCAGAUUCGAGGAAGCCGUUCCAAAGGUUCGCACGAAUCAGCGAUAGUGAAUUGUCAAUACAGCAUGGCAACAUUUAGUACUGGUGAAAGAAAAAAAAGACCGCGCGGUGAUAUAAAAUCAACUGAGAUGACUCUUCAUUUGAAACAAGCAUUACAAGCUAGUAUUAAAACCGAACUGUAUCCUUUUUCUCAGAUCGACAUUUUCUUGGAAGUAUUACAAGCAGAUGGAAGUAAUUACUGUACGUGUGUAAACGCUGCUACUUUGGCUUUAAUUGAUGCCGGAAUUCCGUUAAAAGAAUAUGUAAUAGCUUGCAGUUCAAGUUUAGGAAAUGGUGAUGUUCCUUUGAUCGAUGUCAGCCAUUUAGAAGAAACAAUGGGAGGAUCUAAUUUAACGAUAGCUGCACUUCCUUUAUCUGGCCAAAUUACUGUUCUUGAAAUGUCUCAAAAAUUCCACAUCGAUCAUCUUCCUAAAGUUUUGAAUGAAGCAAUGAAUGGGUGUCAACAAAUUUAUAAAAUUUUAGAUGAUGCUAUCAAAACUCAUUUAACAGAUGUAGGAACCGUUUCCGGUUGGGGAAAAUUGGAGUUUUAAUCGUUUUCAAGUCCUUCCCUCCUCCGUGAUGAUUUUUAAAAUUUUUCUCCAUGUUCCUGGUGAAAAUUAUGCAAGUAAUUUUUGUAUCGAUUUUGUUAUGUACGUUGUAUUAUAUUUAUGAUUUCUCGAAUUUUUCAAUAAAGCCUUUGUCGAUCAUUAA